Molecule: messenger RNA, 1246 nt
Organism: Diaporthe batatas
Lineage: Eukaryota; Fungi; Ascomycota; Sordariomycetes; Diaporthales; Diaporthaceae
Exons: 4
Coding region: 1-1191 (396 amino acids)
Source: RefSeq, a predicted model, not a curated record
AUGCGCCGACUGACAGCCCCCAUAAUGUCCGCUCUCGUGGCUCAUUCAUGCCUCGCCGCGCUCUACUACCCGACGCCGCAAGCCUCAUUCCUGGAGCAUAUACUCGUGGACAACUGGGGCGCAUACGCCUCCAACUUCUCCUCGGCCAUCACGCCCUGCAGCAACUACGUGACGCAGGUCGGGGAGCCCGCGCUCAACAGCGGGCGCACGACGGCGGCGCAGUGGAUGCGCGUCGCCUUCCACGACUUUGUCACGGCGGAUGGUGGAUUCCCCGAUGUCGUCCCGGAGUCCGCCGUCACACCCAACAACACAAACGGCGUCGUCCACGAGUAUAUUGACUGGACUGGCAGCAAGGGUGGGCCACUGGUCACGACCGAGAACAUCACGACGCGCUCCGACCUGCGGCUCUACGAGAGUGACGGCAACGACACCAUGCAGGCGCUGUACGACAUCGGGGAUGAGUUCCUCAACACCUGCGUCGACCUCAUGGGCCGGAUGAUACACACCGUGCCUGCCAAUGUAGAAUUGGGACCGCCCCUCGAGCCCAUGGGAAUUAAACCAGUCAACGUGACCUUCGACAUCGAUGGACAGGGACACUUUGUCCUGUCGGGAAAGAUCCGUAUCCUCGACAAGUCAAGCGCCACGGCGCUGCCCUUGCAAGCAAGCAUUGUUGCAUCAGACGGCGCCUCGGAAUCACUCACGCUGGAGCCCGAGCCCACGACGGGCAGUUCGGUGUACGGCCAGACCAUUUACUACUCAUUCUCUGCCGCAGUGCGCCAGGACGUGGCAUACACAGCGCUCGAGGUCAGCCAGGAUGGAGCAUGCUGCUCUCAAAUCUCUUUCCCGCUCCAAAGCAGCAUCUUCGUCGUGCCGAACAAGACGUCGGUGGAAGGAUCAAGGGUAGACUUUGCCCUGGCCGCCAAAUCAGACCUCUCCUCGGUGAAAGUCAACGUUUCUGCCCCCGCAAGGCAGCAGGGGACAUUGGCGCCAAAAAUCACGAGGUACACAGCCGACGUGAGGCGAGCCACGAGUUCUGCCCUGAUCGUCCCCGGGUAUCAGGUCUGGGAGGGCUCGGUCGACCUGGGCGCGCCGCCCACGGGCGCGGUGGCGGUGGCGGUGACCGCUAUGGACGAGGGCGGCGAGGCGGUGCGUGAUGUUUUGUACCUGAGCGCUGGGGCUGCAGGUUGGUGAGACCCAGCUCGACCCGCCGUGCCGUUGGACACGCAUGGAGGCGAACAAGAACCGG